Haliaeetus leucocephalus (bald eagle) is the source of this 5805-nucleotide messenger RNA. RefSeq names its product sialic acid binding Ig-like lectin 1, sialoadhesin (gene SIGLEC1). The record is from RefSeq and is a predicted model, not a curated record. Lineage: Eukaryota; Metazoa; Chordata; Aves; Accipitriformes; Accipitridae. Bases 1 to 5805 code for a protein of 1934 amino acids. The transcript is spliced from 24 exons.
AUGCUGCUCUCCAGACAGGGCUCCUGGCUUGGGCUGUGCGGGGGAAGCGGUGCCGGGGUGUCCCGAGAGCAGGAGGCAGGCGAGGGCUCCGUCCUGCGGCUCCCAAAGGUCUCCGUGCCAAGAAGAAACCAUCCGUGGAGGACUCAAAAGCACAGGCAGAUCAUUGGGAUCACUGGGGACAUUGGGAUCAUUGGGAUCGUUGACAUCGUUGUGAUCAUUGGGAUCAUUGAGAUCAUUGGGAUCGUUGAGAUCAUUGGGAUCACUGAGAUAAUGGAGAUCGUUGAGAUCAUUGUGAUCACUGAGAUCAUUAGGAUCAUUGCUAUCAGGGAGAUCAUUGGGAUCACUGGGAUCAUGCAUCAAGCUCAAGAAGCCCCUGACCUGCGGAUGGCUGCAGGGACCCCCAGCAGUGCCCGGGGUGCUGCCAUGCCCCUGCCCUGGUGGCUCGUCCUCCUGGCCAGCCUCAUCCCACCAGCCCUCGGCUCGUGGGGGGUCACCUACCCCGAAUCUGUGCGGGGCGUCAGGGGGUCCUGCGUGGUGGUUCCUUGCACCCUGAGCUACCCCACCGACGUGACGGCCAGCGACGGCAUCGUGGCCAUCUGGUACAAGGAUUACGACGCCCAGAAGACGGUGGUGUACCACUCAGCAGCCCAGGAGGUGGAUGCUCGCUUCAAGGACCGUGCCCAGCUCCUGGGGGACCCCGCCGCUCGCAACUGCACCCUGCUGCUGCUGGGGGUGACGCCAGAGGACAGUGGGCCCUACAGGUUCCGCUUCGAGAUCAUCAACGGCGACCGGUGGUCGGCGGCGCGGGAUGUGAUGCUGAGCAUUUCGGAGCUCGAGCACCCGAGGACUGCCACCAGCGAAGAGCAAACCGAGGGGCAAACGUCCACCUUGGAGUGUUCCACACCCUACGUCUGCCCGCUGGGUGACGUCGCCCUGCGCUGGGAGGGCUACGACCCCCAGGUCUCGACAGUCUCCAGUCGGGUCCAGCUGGACACCAGCGGGGUCGGCCACCACCUGACCCUCACCACCUCCUUCUCCUGGAAGGACCACUCCAAAAAGUUGCUCUGUGAAGUUUCUUACGGCUCGAGGAAGGCGACCGGAGAGGUCAUCCUCCGGGUGAGACACGCCCCUAAGGACACCCACGUGUCGGUCAGCCCCUCCACACAGAACAUCCGCGUGGGUGACACUGCCUCCCUCACCUGCGAGCUGAGCAGCAGCUACCCUCCCAUCUCGGCGUACCGCUGGUACAAGGAUGGGGUGGCGGUGGGCAGCGAGCAGAUGCUGACCCUCCGGGGGGUUCGCCGUGAGGAUUACGGGCAGUACCGCUGUGAAGCCGAGAACGCCAUCGGGGCUGGCGUGGCGCCUGCCAUGAUGCUCUACAUCUUCUCUGCAGAGAUCUCGGUGAGCCCCGCAGCCGAGGUGCGGGAGGGGACGGCCACCACCUUGUCCUGCGACGUCCCCGGCAGGGAGGGCCAGGACCUCAACUACACCUGGUACAAGAACAGUGCCUGGCUCAAGGAGGGCACGGUGCACACCCUGCUCUUCCACCACGUGGCCGCCAGUGACGCUGGCUAUUACUCCUGCAAGGUGACCAACGACCGGGGCAGCGACACAUCCCAGGCCAUCACCCUGAGUGUGACAUACCCCCCCCGGACCCCCACCAUCACAAUCUUCCAGGAGACGCAGGGCGGCAGGCUGGCCAUCGUCCGCUGCACCGUGGACAGCCACCCGCCGGCCGCCGUGGCCCUUUACCGCGACGGCACCUUGCUGGCGGCCAGUGGGUUGCAGGCAGCCCCGCAGCAGCGGUUCGGCGUCACUGCAUCCCGCAACGCCCUGCGGCUGGAGAUCCGUGGCGUGGGGCCCCAGGACAGCGGGGAGUACCGCUGCACGGCCAGCAAUGCCUACGGCAAAGCCAGCAACGCCAAGCAAUUUGUCGCCCGUGCUACAGAGGUCCUGAUCCAGCCCUCAGCAGAGGUGCGGGAAGGGGCAGCCGUCACCGUGACCUGCCUGGGGGCUUGGGGCAUGGCAGAGGAGACCCUCUACACCUGGUAUAGGAACAGCAAGUGGCUGCAGGAGAGCUCGACCCCGACGCUGCGCUUCCCCUUUGUCCGUGGCGAGGAUGCAGGCACUUUCCAGUGCAGGAUCCGCAGCAGCAACGGCAGCGACAUGUCGGCGGCUGUCCCGCUCCGUGUGCUCUUCCCACCAAGGCAACCGGUGAUGAGCUCCUUCGUGGAGACCCAGGGCGGGCGCCUGGGCAUCAUCCAGUGCACCGUUGAGAGUGACCCAGAGGCCAACCUGACCCUAUGGAGAGGAGAAGAAGCGAUAGCCUGCACAUGGGGCUGCCCCCCAACCCCCAACCCCAGGGUCCACACCACCUUGUCCUACAACAGCCUGAAGGUGGAGAUCCAGGAGGUGGUGAUGGAGGAUGAGGGGACCUACGUGUGCUGGGCUGGGAACCUGCAGGGCAAUGCCAGCGCGGCCGUGGACUUCAGGGCUGAGAGGAUGCUGAGCAAAACGCUGCUGAGGGAGUUCCCACGAACCCCCUCCUGCCAGUACAUCAUCCCUGGGCUGAGGGGGUUGUUCACCCCUAACGCUGCCGAGGAGGUGCUUGCUGUCCUGGCUGAGUUCACGGUGCAGCCUAUUUGCCUCCUGCCUCUGCCCCUGCCCGUAGCUGCCAGCAUCGCCGUGGCUCCGUCCUCCCACGUGCUGGAAGGCCACGCCGCCAACCUGACCUGCCGGCUGAGCAGUGACUCCCCGGCUCUGCCCAACUUCACCUGGUACCGAAACGGGCAGCGGCUCACCGAGGGCUCGGCCGCCUCCCUGGUGUUUCGGCAAGUGGCCAGCACGGACGCGGGUCUCUACCGCUGCACAGCCACCACCGACGGCAGCAGCCGGAGCUCCCCCGCCGUCUCCCUGGAUGUGCUGUCUUAUGUCUAUGCAAGCGUGCCCAGCUCUGAUCACACACGCAUGGCUGUGCCCGGGGCCUGGACAGAGCUGAUGAGAGUGCACGUGUGGAUCUUUGAGUACAUAUACCCCCCCCGGGACCCCCACCUGACGGCAUUCCUGGAGACGGAGAGAGGCCGCCUGGCCAUCUUCCAGUGCUCGGUGGCGAGCAACCCUCCCUCCCGGCUGGCCCUUCACAGGGGCGAGGAGCUGGUGGCCACCAGCGACGCGGGGACCAGCCCCAGCCCGCGGGUCAGCAGCUCGGCAGCCCCCAACUCCCUCAGGGUGGAGGUCCGGGAGGUGACGCCGGCGGAUGAAGGCAGCUACCGCUGCACCGCCACCAACGCGCAUGGCACCGCGGCCCGCCGCCUGUAUUUCCGCGUGCAGACUGCCCGAGUCCUCGUCUUGCCGUCUGCGGAGGUGCGGGAAGGAGAUGACGUCUCCCUGACGUGCCAAGUGGCAGGAGAGCUGCAGGACGACAUGGUCUACGCCUGGUACAAGAACAGCAAAUGGGUCCAGGAGAGCCCCGAAAACAUCCUUACACUGCCCCGCAUUGCCAGUGCUGCCGCCGGCUCCUACCACUGCCGAGCCCGCAGCCCCUCGGGGACCAGCAUCUCCCCGGCUGUUGCCCUGCACGUCUCCUAUCCUCCACGGGAGCCAGUGCUGACGUCCUUCCUGGAGACCCCCGAGGGGCAGCGGGGUGUCCUGCAGUGCACAGUGGACAGCAUCCCACAGGCAGAGCUGGCUCUCUUCAAGGACCAGGCGCUGGUGGCCUCCACAGCGCUGCCGCAGCCCGCCGCCCUGCCACGGCUCAGCGUCACCUUGGCCUUCAACACGCUGCGGGUCAGCAUUGGCCCCGUGCUGCUGGAGGACGAGGGGGAGUACGUGUGCUCCGCCAGCAACACCUACGGCAACGCCAGCACCUCGGCGAACUUCACGGCAGGCACUGCCAGAGUCUGGAUCUCCCCCUCCCCAGACAUCCAAGAAGGCAACGCCGUCAACCUGACCUGCGCGGUCGAAAGUGGCGGCAGGGAAGCGCUGAGCUACACCUGGUACAAGAACAAGGUUUGGUUCAGCAGCGGCUCGGCCCCGGUCCUCACCUUCCCCAGCGUGGCUGCCACCGAUGCCGCCUCCUACCACUGCGCGGUGCAGACCCCGGCACAGACCCGCAGCUCUGCCCCCACCACCCUCAACGUCCUCUACCCCCCCAGGAACCUGCAGAUGAAGGCCUUCAUGGAGAGCGGCGAGGGGAUGGCAGUCAUCCUCCUCUGUGCCGUGGAGAGCAAUCCCCUGUCCGAGAUCACCCUGCUCAAGGGGGGGCAGCCGGUGGCCUCCAGCCCCCCCGCGGGAGGUGACCACCCUGGGCAGAGCGGCCACGUCUCCCCGGCUCCCAACGCGCUGAGGCUGGAGCUCCGGGAGGCUUCUGAGGAGGAUGAGGGCGAGUACGAGUGCCAAGCACGCAGCCCCCUCGGCAGCGCCCGCGCGUCCCUGCCCCUCCGUGUGCAGGCCGUCAGGGUGGUGGUGAGACCCUCUGCCGAGGUACCCGAGGGGACCGACGUGACGCUGACCUGCCGGGACGCGGGUGCCCACCCGGGGACCCUCUACAGCUGGUACAAGAACGGGCGGUGGCUGGCGGAGGGGCUCGACGCCUCGCUCGUCCUCCCCGCUGCCCGGCCCACGGAUGCGGGUGCCUACGCCUGCCAGGGGACCCAGGGCAGCCCGGCGGGGAUGUCGCUGUCGCCGCCGCCGCGGCGCGGUUGGGAGGACGGUCUAUGUCGCCACCUGGUGACAUCCCGCGACAGGCCGGCGACAGUCCGCGGCCCCCUGGACCGGGAUGCACCCCAGGAGCCAUCCUUCAUCUCCUUGGUGGAGCCCCGGGGGGGGCGGCAGGCCGUCCUGCUCUGCACCGUGGACAGCUUCCCACCCUCCGGCAUCGCCCUGCGCCGGGGUCCCGGCCUCGCACCCCUGGUCUCCACGUGGGGCCCGGCCGAGCCGCGCUUCGCUGUCCAGGUGGCCCCCAACUCCCUGCGGGUGGAGAUGGGGGGGCUGGAGCUGCGGGACACGGGGCUUUACAUCUGCUCGGCCAACAACAGCUACGGCACCGCAUCCUCGUCCCUGCACCUGGACGUGGGAGGCGUCACGGUCACGGUUGAGCCCUCGCCAGAAGUCCCCGAAGGCACCACAGCCACCAUGACCUGCUCGGGCGUCCCUUGGGUGGGCGAAGAGGCCAACUACACCUGGUACAAGAACAGCCGGUGGCUGCGGGAGGGACCGGCCGGUUCCCUCAUCCUCACCCACGUCUCCAGCACUGACACCGGCUCCUACCGCUGCCGGGCGAGCGGGACACGGGGCAGUGCCACCUCGGCCCCACUCAGCCUCAGCGUGCUCUACCCCCCCCGGGACGUCUCUGUCAGCACCUUCCUGGAGAACCGCAACGGGCAAGUGGGCAUCGUGCUGUGCACGGCCGACAGCCACCCGGCCUCCACCAUCACCCUGUACCGCCGCGGCCGGCUCCUGGCCUCCAGCCUGGCCCCAGCCACCGCGCCAGGGGUCCACGCGUCCCCCUCCCACAACACCCUCCGGGUGGAUCUCGGGGCCGUGGGGCCGGAGGACUCGGGGGAGUACACCUGCAUGGCCGGCAACCCCAUGGGCAACGCCACGGCCGGUGCCUACUUCAACGUGCACACUCUCACCCACCUCCUGGCCUUCACUGUGCUGGCCGGACUGCUCAUAGCCGUGAUCUGCGUGGCUGCCCUGGCCCUCCUGGCUGUGAAGCUGUGGCCCAGGGUUUACCCCUACACCCAAACCGUUGGCAGCCAAAUCUCCCAACUCCGAGUGGACAUCCUCCCCAGCCUGCCCUGA